Messenger RNA from Canis lupus familiaris (dog), 4864 nucleotides. RefSeq names its product solute carrier family 26 member 1 (gene SLC26A1). Bases 1797 to 3917 code for a protein of 706 amino acids. The transcript has 4 exons. Gene Ontology annotation, biological process: transmembrane transport. The record is from RefSeq and is a predicted model, not a curated record. NCBI's taxonomy places the organism in Eukaryota, Metazoa, Chordata, Mammalia, Carnivora, Canidae. Gene Ontology annotation, molecular function: oxalate transmembrane transporter activity; bicarbonate transmembrane transporter activity; secondary active sulfate transmembrane transporter activity. Gene Ontology annotation, cellular component: membrane.
GGGGGCAGGAGAGGGCGGGGCGGGGCGCCCUGCGAGCGGAGCUGCGUCCGGCCUCUGCGCCCAGGGCCCCCGGUUGCCUUCGCAGCGCAGUGUACUGGGCACUUCACAGCGGUGAUUCCAGGCCCACAUGCAGAAGCUGGCCCCGUGGCCCAGGGCCGGCCAGAAGGCCCGUGGGGGAGGUUCCAGGGGGUGAACCCCGCCGGUGAGGUCUGCAGCUGGGGGCGCGGGGCGGCGGGGAGUGGGCCCUAGGUCACGCGGGGCAGACGGCGGCGCCCACCAGCGGCCUCCAUGCACAGGGAGGCGGCGGGAGGGGCCCACGCCCAAGCCGCGGGUUGGGGGCUCCGGGCCCCAAGGAGCCCUCCCUGAACUAUCCCCACCUGCCCGAGCCUCCCCCCAGGCGCUUGCGGCCCAGCGCCCCAGACACUGCCGCCCUCCCCUUCCCGCAGAGGCAGGGCCCCCUCCCACAGCGGGCCUCCACCCGGAGUCACCCGGGGCCCACGCCAGCACCCAGCACGCACGUGCAUGGCACCACCGCUCCGUGCACCAGAGUCCUCUGUGUCACACAACUUGUGCCCCCCCCCCCCCGGGGGUUUGCUCGGGGCUGAGCAGGAGCUGGGGCAGGAGACAAAGGCCGAGCCCCCUCACCCGCUACUGGCCUCAGCACCUGAGCGCCUACAGGCCCCAGGGACGCCCGAGGCUCUGAGCUGCCCCCCACGUCCACCCGCGUCCCCGACACGGCUCCUGAGCUGGCAAACAGCUGCGCAGGCCAAGGGGGUCCAGGCUGACUGUGGAGGGAAGACCCGAGCUCUGCCCCGGGAGCGCAGCAGGAGCUCUGGCCAAGGCCGCCCGUGGGGUGCGCCCUCUGCGCAUGACCCCCAGAUCCGGGUGGUGGAAGUGCACCUGCAGACUCCACGGAAACACGACUGACAGCGGAACAGCACUUUAAAGACGGCCACCUGCACCCCGCAGCGAGUCACUGGUGGGGCACAUCUGCUGGUGCACACCCGGCCACGGCGCGUCCUGCUGCCUGCUGGCCGCCUGCCCUCGGCAAUCCACACGCACGUGCACACGCACUUAGCCAGCGGCCUCUGCCCGCCCAGCACACAGAACAGAGCCCGGGGCCCUAGCGGCCCAGUGCACAGCGGUCGCGGGGACACGGCACCCACGCUCCGGCAGAGACCAGCCCGUGUCACGGCAGAAUGGGGGAGGAUGGGGGGUGAAGACACCAGGCCUCCCGGGCCCUGCCCUCUGCCCACCCGUGGUCAGCCCUGACUGCGCACAGGCCCCGGAGCCUGGGGGUCACGGCCCGCCUGCCCCCGCCCAGGCCUGGCUGCGCUCACGGGCCGCCCGCCUCCCCAAGGACCCCAGCGCCCUCGCCCACACUGUGCACAUGCGGGGCGGCGGGGAGGCGCGCAGUUGUUUGGGAGCUGGGCUCGCGGGCGGGCGGGCGGAGCACCUGGAUUAGCCGCUCAGGUAACGCAGGUCUGGGGGAGCCCAUGACUCAGCAGUCUCUGGGGUAAAUCAUUGAACCGCAAGCCCAGCUCAGCCCGCAGCCGGCGGCCCCCGCCCGGCCAGACCCCGCGGCCCCGGCCCCGCCGACCAGCACAGCCGCCGCCGUCAGGGCUCCCGCAGGGACCUGGGGCGGCCAGCGCCGCUGUCGGAGCAGCCCUCCCAGCACAGACGCGGGGUCUCUGCAUCAGGGGGCAUCGGGGGCAGCCGGGGCCGUCUUCCUCCCUCCAAGCCCACGGUGCAGAGGUGACGCAAGGGCGGUUUUCCCCAGAGCGUGGCUCGCCAGGAUGGAGGUGUCCCCUGAGUGCCCGCGGCGGGGCGGGGGGCCGGUGCUGGUGCGCAGGCGGUCCCCGGUGCCCCUGGGCCUGCGCGAGACGCUCAAAGCCAGGCUGUGGCGCAGCUGCACGUGCAGCACGCGGGGCGCCUGGGCAUGGGUGCAGGAUCUGCUGCCCGCCACACGCUGGCUGCGCCAGUACCGGCCGCGGGAGGCCCUGGCGGGCGACGUCAUGUCGGGGCUGGUCAUCGGCAUCAUCCUGGUGCCCCAGGCCAUCGCCUACUCGCUGCUGGCGGGGCUGCAGCCCAUCUACAGCCUCUACACGUCGUUCUUCGCGAACCUCAUCUACUUCGUCAUGGGCACGUCCCGCCACGUGUCCGUGGGGAUCUUCAGCCUGCUGUGCCUCAUGGUGGGCCAGGUGGUGGACCGCGAGCUCCUGCUGGCCGGCUUUGGCCCUGCCCAGGACGGCCCCGGGCCCGCGGCCAACGGCAGCGCCGCCAACGCCUCCGCCUCCGCCGCGGGGCUCGGGCCGCCGGACUGCGGGCAGGACUGCUACGCCAUUCGCGUCGCCACCGCCCUCACCCUGGUGGCCGGGAUUUACCAGGUCCUCAUGGGCAUCCUCCGGCUGGGCUUCGUGUCCGCCUACCUCUCCCAGCCACUGCUCGAUGGCUUCGCCAUGGGGGCCUCGGUGACCAUCCUGACCUCCCAGCUGAGGCACCUGCUAGGCGUGCAGAUCCCGCGGCACCAAGGGCUCGGCAUGGUGGUCAGCACGUGGCUGAGCCUGCUGCGCUCCAUCGGCCAGGCCAACCUGUGCGACGUGCUCACCAGCGCCACGUGCCUGGUCGUGCUGCUGGCCGCCAAGGAGCUCGCAGACCGCUGCCGGCACCGCCUCAAGGUGCCACUGCCCACGGAGCUGCUGGUCAUCGUGACAGCCACGCUAGUGUCCCACUACGGGCAGUUCCACGAACGCUUCGGCUCCAGCGUGGCCGGGGACAUCCCCACUGGCUUCGUGGCCCCCCGGGUGCCGGACCCUGGGCUGAUGUGGCGCGUGGUGCUGGAUGCCGUGCCCCUGGCCCUCGUGGCGUCCGCCUUCUCCAUCUCGCUGGCGGAGAUGUUUGCCCGGAGCCACGGCUAUUCGGUGCGAGCCAACCAGGAGCUGCUGGCCGUGGGCUGCUGCAACGUGCUGCCGGCCUUCUUCCACUGCUACGUCACCAGUGCCGCCCUGAGCAAGACCCUGGUGAAGACGGCCACCGGCUGCCGCACGCAGCUGUCCAGCGUGGUCAGCGCCGCCGUGGUGCUGCUGGUCCUGCUGGCUCUGGCGCCGCUGUUCCGGGACCUGCAGCGCUGCGUGCUGGCCUGCGUCAUCGUGGUCAGCCUGCGGGGGGCCCUGCGCAAGGUGAGGGACGUGCCGCAGCUGUGGCGGCUCAGCCCGGCCGACGCGCUGGUGUGGGUGGCCACGGCGGCCACGUGCGUGCUGCUCAGCGUGGAGGCGGGGCUGCUGGCCGGCCUCGUCCUGUCUCUGCUCAGCCUGGCCGGCCGCACGCAGCGCCCCCGAGCGGUCCUGCUCGCCCAGAUCGGGGACACGGGCUUCUACGAGGACGCCGCGGAGUUCGAGGGCCUGGUCCCCGAGCCCGGGGUGAGGGUGUUCCGCUUCGCGGGGCCGCUCUACUACGCCAACAAGGACUUCUUCCUGCGGUCGCUGUACGGCCUCACGGGGCUGGAUGCCGGGCAGGCCGCCGCCAGGAGGAAGGAGCGGGGCCUGGGCGCAGGCGCGGGUGAGGGGGACGCCGUCGGGGGCGUGGACCUGGGCCCGGCGGGCAGCUCGGCCGCAUUGAUGCCCACGGAGGGCGGCUUCCACGCCGUCGUCAUCGACUGCGCCCCGCUGCUCUUCCUGGAUGCAGCCGGCGUGGCUACGCUGCGGGACCUGCGCCGGGACUACGGGGCCCUGGACAUCACCCUGCUCCUGGCCUGCUGCAGCCCCUUGGUGAGGAACACCCUGAGGAGAGGUGGCUUCCUCGGGGACGACCCGGGGGACGCGGCCGAGGAGGCGCAGCUGUUCCACAGCGUGCAUGGCGCCGUGCAGGUGGCCCGAGCCCGCCGCAGGGAGGCAGCAGCCACCGACUCCACCCUCUAGAGCCAGCGCCCGACCCCGGGGCCCCCGGCAGGCAGGCUCCGGCUCAGUCACCCGUGUCCAUCACCUCAACCCUCCAAGCGGAGGCUGUGCCCUCUGGCCUGGGGGAGCCAGGGAGCACACAGGGACCCAGGCCCGUUGAAGUCAAGAGCUUCAACAGUGGUCUUGCAAGUCAACGUGACGCCGGGUGUCACCGUCUUAUUUGAACAAGGGCCCCGACGUGGUCAGGAUGCCUCCCAGGUGCCAAUCGGGUACUGGUCCCUUGGCCUGUCCCGUGCCAGUCCCACCGCGGCCGGGGGUGCGAGGAUCUCUGUGUCUCUGGACUUCCAAACACACCCCUGGGUGUCCCCUAUGCCUGCAGCCUGCAGGGCAGGGCCCCUGGGCCGCGUUCCUCCAAGGCCUGACCGGUGAGCACAGGGCCGGGCUGCGUGGGUGUGUCCAGCCACGGAGCCACUGCAGGAGACACCACCUUGACCCUGAGCCCCUCAGUGAGCCCCGCGGGGAGCCAGCUGUGCCCAGUCCAGGGGCCGCCCGGCCCCCACACAGCCUCUCCACGAGGAACAGUGGACGAUGGGCCCCCCUCCCUCCUGCCUCCCGCCCACCUCCGCACCUGACCUGCCCCAGCCUCGCUCUCCAGCCCCCAGCCGGCUCUCCCAGCUGCCCACCACUCACCUGGCCGUGAUGAGCUCCAGCAGCCAGUGGGUCCGGACCUGCUCGAUGCCCCCGUGAGGGACAGCACCCACAUAGGCCAGGUUGAGCUGCUGGUCCCAGCUGAGGUCAUAGCGGUCAGCCUGGCUGUGCGGCAGGGGGGGGCUGGGGCAGAGCGAGGGGGCGGGCAUUAGUGCCCCCGACGGCCCGGGAGGCCCAGGACGCCAGGCUCCAGCAGCGGCCCGGGCAGUGCCUGCCAACCCCCGCUCCGCCCCGGAAUAAAAUGACCCCAAGAGCAGGAA